Zea mays is the source of this 569-nucleotide messenger RNA. RefSeq lists its product as uncharacterized. NCBI's taxonomy places the organism in Eukaryota, Viridiplantae, Streptophyta, Magnoliopsida, Poales, Poaceae. The record is from RefSeq and is marked validated. The transcript has 3 exons. Gene Ontology annotation, biological process: endoplasmic reticulum unfolded protein response. The coding region runs from base 146 to 352 and encodes 68 amino acids. Gene Ontology annotation, cellular component: endoplasmic reticulum.
AUAAAGCACCCUCUCCUUGCGCGAAUUCGGACACGGCCACCACACAUCCCUUCCUCUCUUUCUCCUCGAGGCUCGAGCAUUCGUGCUGCUCCGACCCCACCGCCACAGGCUCGGCGGUCCGGCGAUCUCGCUCACCGGCGGGAACAUGACUACUUCAAGGCGCCUUGCUGACAGGAAGACCGCAAAGUUCCAGAAGAACAUCACCAGGAGGGGUUCUGUGCCUGAAACCACUGUCAAGAAGGGAAAUGACUACCCUGUUGGCCCUCUAGUGCUUGGGUUCUUCAUCUUUGUCGUCAUUGGAUCAUCGUUGUUUCAGAUCAUCAGGACGGCAACCAGCGGCGGGGUGGCUUGAGAGCCGGCCCACAUCUAAUCCCCAGUAUAGAGAGUUGCUUGUUAUACAUGCAUCCAGCUAGGAUUGGGUAGCAGCUAAAAUGUUAAACGUGACAAGACUGCCCUGCAUUCCGUUCAUUUGGUGGGCCUUGAAUCUGGAACUGAACCAUAAGGCAGAAUCAUGUACCUUAUAUAAAGUGUUAAAUGGGUAACUGGAUCUCAGUGUUUCAUUUAAUCUU